Molecule: messenger RNA, 898 nt
Organism: Salmo salar (Atlantic salmon)
Lineage: Eukaryota; Metazoa; Chordata; Actinopteri; Salmoniformes; Salmonidae
Gene: spas2
Product: Spermatogenesis-associated serine-rich protein 2
Source: RefSeq, marked provisional
AUUGGAGAGGCCGGGAAAAUAUUGGGGAGUGGAGAACACAGACGACUGGUAACGUUGUAGAAAAAGACACCAAGAAUUGGAUCAACUUUGGGGAGAACGGAGAAGAAAAGUGGUGGAGGCCUGAUCUGCCCCUGCCUCCUUCAACCCCUCCCACUGCCAGAUUUGUGAGCCUUUGUUGGCAUCCUGUCUGAGGGGAAAUCAAGGAGGAACAUUUCUACACAUGAAGAGCUGAAGUCUCCAUUUAGGAAACUAGUUCAAACUGAAUAUCUGGAAAAUAGUUUUUAUUGAUUUGUUUUUGACUUGAAGAGCUGUACUCUGGGGAACAUAUCAGCUGUGACCUACUUACUCUACUUUUUGGACUAGUGGAGUUACAACAUGGCGAAGAAAAACAGCCAGAAGGAUACUUCUGGUAUGGUGUUCGACACUAACUUGAAAAUGGUUAUGUCCCAGGGAGGGACGUUUGAGAGAAUGAAGGAGAAGGUAAGGACUGAAAAGGAUCAUACGCCAAAAGAUUUCUCUCUAGGUUUGACUACAUUCCAAUUGCAUUGAUUUGAAUACAAUUCCAGUUUUGCUAGUAGGGGCCUCUUUUAUAUCUGUUGUGUAAAUUUCACAGUAAAAAAAAAAAUAUGUACAUCUAAAAAUAUUGAGAUUUAUAAACUUGCCGCAUGCCAUACACAUGCAUGUUUUCCAUUAUAAAGCCGAUCCCCGUCCUAAAACUUGGUGUGUAUGAACUAGGAUUAUAACCUCGCCUGGAAAAUGCCAUCAUUCACUAUGGUGACAAUAACACCCUUUAUUUGUUACCGUAAUUUCCGGACUAUAAGCCGGUACUUUUUUCCCACGCUUUGAAUCUCGCGGCUUAAACAAUGACGUGGCUAAUAUAUGGAUUUUUCCCGCUUUC